Messenger RNA from Brassica napus (rape), 1421 nucleotides. Its product is annotated as tRNA (guanine(26)-N(2))-dimethyltransferase. Gene Ontology annotation, biological process: tRNA N2-guanine methylation. The transcript has 5 exons. NCBI's taxonomy places the organism in Eukaryota, Viridiplantae, Streptophyta, Magnoliopsida, Brassicales, Brassicaceae. Gene Ontology annotation, cellular component: nucleus. Gene Ontology annotation, molecular function: RNA binding. Bases 33 to 1325 code for a protein of 430 amino acids. The record is from RefSeq and is a predicted model, not a curated record.
AAACCAAUUCCCAGAUUUCAUUUCCCGCCGCAAUGUUGUUAACCCUCUCUCCUAAAACCCUAUCCUCUUCUUCUCCCUUCCCUCUUCACAAAUCGCAAAUCCCUAGACGCAAACCCCCAAAUCCAUCUCGAUUCAACAGGAGAUGCAAUCCCAUUUCCGUGAAAUCGGAAGCCCAGAUCGAGAGGGGACUCGAAUUCGAUCCCGGGGCGACGUUCUUCCGCCACGAAAGCGCCAGAGGCCGCGACCUCGGCGUGCUCUCCGCUUCGCUCUACAAGCGAUCCAACGGAAGCUUACGAGUCCUCGACGCCAUGUGCGGGUGCGGAAUCAGGUCGCUCCGUUACCUCGUGGAGGCGGACGCCGAUUUCGUGGCGGCUAACGAUGCUAACGACGAGAAUCGGAGGGUCAUCACGGAGAAUCUGAGUAAGAUUGAGAGAGGUGAAGGGGACGAGAGGAGAUGGGUGGUGACUCAUAUGUUGGCGAACAAGGCGAUGAUUGAGAGGUAUAUGGUUGGUGAUUUCUUCGAUUUGAUUGAUAUUGAUUCGUUUGGGAGUGAUUCUGCGUUUCUGAGAGAUGCGUUUAACGCGUUGAAGCUGGGUGGGUUGCUUUAUUUGACUUCAACGGAUGGGUACUCUUCUGGUGGUCACAGGCCUUAUAAUUCGUUAGCAGCUUAUGGAGCGUUUAUUAGGCCGAUGCCGUUUGGGAAUGAGAUUGGGUUGCGGAUGCUUAUAGGUGGAGCGGUGAGAGAGGCUGCUCUGCUUGGCUAUCAUGUUACGCCUCUUUUCUCAUACUAUUCUUAUCAUGGACCUGUGUUUAGAGUCUUGCUUCGGGUUCACCGUGGGAAGCUACACGAGGACAGGAACUAUGGUUUUGUCACUUUCUGUCAGCUAUGUGGCCAUUCUGAUACAGUGAGAUGGGAUGAACUUGGUCUGUUGGGAUGUCCCUGCAGUGAUACAAAGGCUUCUUCUUCAUUAAUAGUUUCGGGACCAAUGUGGCUUGGACCGCUUCAUGAUGGAUCGUAUGUUACCGAGAUGCUGGAUCUGGCUAAGGAAUGGGGAUGGGUGAGUGAAGGCACCGGCAUGGAUUUGGAGAAACUUCUCAGCAUAAUGAUAGAAGAGAGCGAUCCGAGACUGCCACCCGGAUAUUUCAAGAUGGAUGAGAUGGCGAGCCGUGCGAAGAUGAACUCACCUUCGUUGAAGAAGAUGAUGAGUGCACUUGUUAAGGAGGGAUACGCCGUUAGCAGAUCUCAUAUUAUAUCCAAUGGUCUCAAAACAGAUUGUCCCAUGUCACAUUUUAUAAAGAUUGCCAAAGAUGAAUUGCAGAGUUGACUUUUGUUUCUCUUUUGUGAUUUAGUUCAAUGUAGCUGCUUAGUAUCAGUGAUGCUUCUGCUUUUAGUUUAUAAAGUCCAAGCUAUUUAACUCAAA